UCUCUUUCAUCUUGAGUCCACCAAAGACUCUGAAACUAACGAACACUUUCUCUCUCCAUUUCUUGUUUCUCUCUCUACAGCAAUGAGCGAUCUUAAGGCCAAGUUUCUCGAGGUCUACUCCACCCUCAAGUCCGAGCUCCUCAAUGACCCUGCUUUCGAGUGGACCGAUGAUUCUCGUCAGUGGGUUGAGCGGAUGCUGGACUACAAUGUGCCUGGAGGGAAGUUGAACAGAGGGCUCUCUGUUAUUGAUAGCUACAAGCUGCUGAAAGAGGGGGAAGAACUAACCGAUGAUGAAAUAUUUCUUACGUCUGCUCUUGGCUGGUGUAUUGAAUGGCUUCAAGCAUACUUCCUGGUUCUUGAUGACAUAAUGGAUGGCUCUCAUACGCGGAGAGGCCAACCAUGUUGGUUCAGGCAGCCUAAGAUUGGAUUGAUUGCUGCAAAUGAUGCGAUACUUCUCCGCAACCAUAUUGCACGGAUUCUCAAGAAUCACUUUAAAGGAAAGCCUUAUUAUGUUGAUCUGUUGGAUCUGUUUAAUGAGGUGGAAUUCCAAACUGCCAGUGGGCAAAUGAUUGAUCUGAUUACCACCCUUGUCGGGGAAAAAGAUCUGUCAAAAUAUUCAUUGUCUCUCCACCGCCGUAUUGUCGAAUACAAGACUGCUUACUAUUCAUUUUACCUCCCGGUGGCAUGUGCACUUCUUAUGGCUGGUGAGGAUCUUGAGAAGCAUGUUGGUGUGAAAGACAUUCUUGUUGAUAUGGGAAUCUAUUUUCAAGUUCAGGAUGAUUAUCUGGAUUGCUUUGCUGAUCCAAAGGUUCUUGGCAAGAUUGGAACAGACAUUGAAGACUUUAAGUGCUCGUGGUUGGUUGUGAAAGCACUGGAACUUUGUAACGAGGAACAAAAGAAGACACUAUAUGAGAACUAUGGAAAAGAGGAUUCUGCUUGCGUAGCUAAGAUUAAAGUGCUUUACAAUGAGAUCAAACUUGAGGAUGUGUUUGCAGAAUACGAGAGCAAGAGCUAUGAAAGGAUAGUAAGGUCGAUUGAAGGCCAUCCAAGUGCAGCUGUACAAGCAGUGUUGAAAUCAUUCUUGGCCAAGAUAUACAAGAGGCAAAAGUAGUUUGGAUUGGAUGGCACAUUGUGUUUGUGUUGUUUUAAUUUCUUGUGGCAUAAUAUUUUCAUGAUGGAUCUUCUGCAUUUGUUGCUAGGCUUACCAUAACUGAGUUCAGUUCCCCAUUUACUUUGAUAUCAUGCUCCUGUUUGUUGUAGUAUUCACUCUGAUGCCCAGCAUUCUAAGUUGAAAUAAAACUGCAUUUUCUUUUCUUA
Molecule: messenger RNA, 1317 nt
Organism: Ipomoea nil (Japanese morning glory)
Lineage: Eukaryota; Viridiplantae; Streptophyta; Magnoliopsida; Solanales; Convolvulaceae
Product: farnesyl pyrophosphate synthase 1-like
Exons: 12
Coding region: 83-1111 (342 amino acids)
Biological process (GO): trans, trans-farnesyl diphosphate biosynthetic process
Cellular component (GO): cytoplasm
Molecular function (GO): dimethylallyltranstransferase activity; (2E,6E)-farnesyl diphosphate synthase activity
Source: RefSeq, a predicted model, not a curated record